This is a messenger RNA of Penicillium argentinense, 786 nucleotides long. RefSeq names its product flavin reductase family protein. NCBI's taxonomy places the organism in Eukaryota, Fungi, Ascomycota, Eurotiomycetes, Eurotiales, Aspergillaceae. Gene Ontology annotation, molecular function: FMN binding. The transcript has a single exon. The record is from RefSeq and is a predicted model, not a curated record. Bases 1 to 786 code for a protein of 261 amino acids.
AUGUUCAAAGUGCGUCCCGACUUCGAGCAGCUCCAGGCCUCCCGCCCGGAUUUCCGUCGCGAUGCCGAGGUCACCUUCUCUAAGCCGCCGAAUCCCGCGUGGAAGGAUGGCGAUGGUGCAAAUGACGGCGGCGAAAGCUUGAAGAAGAACCAUGUCGAGAUCGAUCCAAAUGAAGAGGGCCGCCCCGUGGCGUCCAACUACAAGCUUCUCAUUUCCGGCAUGGUGCCGAGACCAAUUGCCCUCAUCAGUAGCAAGUCUCAAGAUGGCAAGACCACGAAUCUAGCGCCUUUCAGUUACUCCCAGGUGAUCAACCAUGAUCCCCCUCUGUUCGUCGUCGGAUUCGUGGGCUCGCUUGAGAAGGCGAAGGAUACAUUGAAGAACCUGAACGAGACGGGCGAAUGCGUGAUCAACAUCAUCUCUGAGCACUUUGUCGAGGCUGCCAAUGCUACCGCCAUCAAUGCACCGUAUGGUGUGUCCGAGUGGGAGACUUCUGGUCUGACCCAAGCUCCUACCUCCGUCGUCAAGCCGGCGCGUGUCAAGGAAUCCAUCCUUUCAAUCGAGGCCAAGCUGGUGGAGACGAAGGAGUUUGAAAGCCGGUCCACCCCCGGGAAGAAGUCGAGCGUCUUGGCUAUUGUCGAGGGAGUGCGCUUCUGGGCCCGUGAGGAUGCUAUCGAUGAGGACAAGAGUCUUAUCGAUCUCAAGGUACUCAAGCCAAUCAGUCGCCUGGGUGGUAUCUCCUACGGGCGUACGACCGAUGCGAUUGAGAUCCCGCGACCUCAGUUUUAA